AGUGAGCGCGCGCGAAGGCUCAACGGAGGGACGACUUUUGUUACCAUAGUAACCACGGUACACAACAUGACUAGCAAGAGGGAAACAUCAACCUAAAUGAUUAAUUUACAACAGUAGAAAAGAUGUCAGUAUUUGGCGAGGAUGAUGUGUCCCUCGGGGAUUCUGAGGAAAAGCAGGAGGAAGAUUACCCAGAAGACACAGCGCCGAAACAGGACGAGAUUGAGCCCUGUUCAUUAACACAGGAUAUAAUAGGACAGAACCUUUCCUUAUUGUGCCGGACAGGUGAUGGACUUUCGCAUGCAUUUGUCAGACUUGACCUACAAAACAGGAAUCUGGCGGAUAUUGUCAUGUUGAGUUCAUUUGUCUAUCUGCGUUUCCUGGACAUCUCCUCCAACUACCUGACAGACCUUUCUCCACUGGCUACUCUGACCGAGCUGCUUUGGCUAAAGGCAGAUGCCAAUCAGGUUCAGAGUGUUCGAGGUCAGCCACUCAGCCAGCUUCCUUAUCUGCAGUGGCUCAGCCUCAGGUCCAAUCGUUUGAGUGACACAGAGGGCCUUGGUGGGCCUGCACUGGAAAACCUUAAUCUUAUAGGUAAUACCAUUCAGAUGGUGUCUGGCCUUGAUUAUGACAAGCUGACCAAUCUAGUGUCUCUGGAGCUGAGAGGAAACUGUUUAGAAACUACAGAUGGUAUUCACCUCCCAAACUUGCGUCAUCUUUACCUAGCCCAGAAUAAAAUAAAACGAUUAGAGGGACUGGACAAACUGGAGCGCCUAACAAUCCUUCACCUUAGAGACAACCCGCUAGAGACACUUGAUGGAAUCUGUCCUAGUAUGAAAUCUCUGCAGUAUCUUAAUAUCAGAGGAAACCUAGUAUCUUCCCAGCAUGCACUACAAAGCCUGAUGGGUGUUGCUCGCACACUGCGGGCCCUGGUCUUGGCAGACAAUCCUCUGUCAGAGACGGAGGAUUACCGGCUCAUUGUUAUCUCACGCCUCCCUCUUCUUGAAAGACUAGACAAGAUUCAUGUCUCCCCUGUGGAGCAGGCUGAAGCUCAAGAAAGACUCAGAGAAUUCCAAAACUUCACAGAACAAGAAGAUGAUUAAACAGGACUACUGGGAGCAGAGCUGCAUUCAUUUAUCUGCAGUCCUGUUGCAGAAGGAAGAUGUACAUGGUUCAGUAUAUAGGUGCUGAAUUAAAUCAAUAAUUUUAGAGGUGUCUCCGUUUUUUUUUUAAACAAGUUCAUUGUUUUAUUUUAUUACAUUUUCUGACUGAGUAAUAUAAUAAUUAAGAAUUACUAAAGAUUAUUCAUAACUUCUGUUUAGUGUACACAAAGUACACAUAGCAUGAUUCAUAAAAUAAUAAUAUGAAGAUGAUUCAUUACUUCAGUUCUUUGAUUUGUAGUCUGUUAAGCUUUAAAAUUGGUGAAUGUCCUCAUUUAAACAUUUGAAAAUAAAUUUAAAUCUGUGUAUGUAAAGUACAGCGUUGUUUCAUCAGUUACCAAAGUACACAAAACACAACAACUUAUUACAUCUAUUAUUAAAGAUGAUUAAUAAGCUAUUAAAGUUGAUUCAUAAAGUAAGUUCUUCGAUUUGUUUUCUCUUACCCAUAUACUCAGUGGCCUUAACCAUCUGAAAAAAUAAACUGAAAUCUGUGUAUGUAAUCUGUGUACAGUAAUAUUACAUCCAUUAUCAAAGUACACAGUCUACACAAAAUAUAGCAACUUAUUAUAUCUAUGAUCUUGUAUUUUGUUCUUUGAUUAAAAUUAUUAUUAUUAUUAUUAUUAUUAUUAUUAUUAUUAUUAUUAGUUAGUAGUAAUAGUAGUAGUAUUAAAACUAGGCGAACUGCGCACACCAGCACACACACACUUCCUACGAGAUUAAUGAAGAGUUUCUUCCACCAAGCAAUCAGGCAGCUCCACAACCUGUUUAGAAAUGCUUAAAAUAUGUGACUGUACUGCACUAUUAGACACUUUACCAUCGCCCAUGCCACCUUCUUAACAUUGCACAUGCCAUGUUCUACAUGUUUUUCUGCUCUGCCUCUGACGUCUUUACAAUACUGUCAUAUGCUUUAUGUAAAUGUGAUGCCUCUUGUAGUGGAGUGUUGGAUGGACACAAAAUAUAACAACUUAUUAUAUCUAU
Pangasianodon hypophthalmus (striped catfish) is the source of this 2135-nucleotide messenger RNA. RefSeq names its product leucine rich repeat containing 23 (gene lrrc23). Bases 123 to 1100 code for a protein of 325 amino acids. The transcript has 8 exons. The record is from RefSeq and is a predicted model, not a curated record. Gene Ontology annotation, molecular function: protein binding. Lineage: Eukaryota; Metazoa; Chordata; Actinopteri; Siluriformes; Pangasiidae.